GUUAUCGAUAUAUUAGUAAAAUAAAUAAGGGCCAGCUCAUCUAUCUUUAAAAUUGUUUCUGGAAAUAAUAUGUGCAAUAUAGUUUAAACAAUGAUUAAAUUAUUGUGUGUGUUUUCGCUAUUUUGUUAUGUUAAUGGAGUAAUGUUUCAUUUGAAACCCAAUUUGCAAAGAUGCUUAAAAGAAGACAUGCAACCAAAUCAAUUGGUAAAAGGAGAAUAUGAAGUUUCUAACAUACCCGGCCAAAUAAUUGAUUAUGUCGCUCGGGAUACUAAAGGUCACAUACUUUCGAAAGGAGAACAUAUCACCAAAGGCAAAUUUACUUUUAUGUCUGAAGUAUAUGAGACGUAUGAAAUAUGCUUCAUUUCGAAAGUGCCGCCACAUCAAAGAGGCAUAGAACAGGAAGUCAGCCUUAUCACUAAAAAGGGCGUAGAAACCAGAACCUACGAAGGCAUUCAAGAAGCUGCUAAACUCAAGCCGAUGGAGGUAGAACUUAAGCGCUUGGAAGAUUUAUCCGACUCUAUUGUCAGAGACUUUGCUCUGAUGCGAAAAAGAGAAGAAGAAAUGAGAGAUACAAAUGAAAAAACGAAUAGCCGGGUUUUAUUUUUCAGCAUAUUUAGCAUGUGUUGCUUGCUUGGUCUAGCUACAUGGCAAGUUUUAUAUCUACGUAGAUAUUUUAAAGCUAAAAAGCUGAUCGAAUAAUGAAUAAAUGAGUUUAAUUUAAUUACACGUAGUCUUUUUAUGGAAAUAUACAUCUUAUUUUACGUGCUUUGUAAGAAAAAGAAAAAAUUGUAAAAAUUGAAAUAUAUUUAUUUGAGACAUUUAUUA
This is a messenger RNA of Ceratitis capitata (Mediterranean fruit fly), 825 nucleotides long. It is a transcript of the gene bai, whose product is annotated as transmembrane emp24 domain-containing protein bai. Gene Ontology annotation, biological process: endoplasmic reticulum to Golgi vesicle-mediated transport; intracellular protein transport; Golgi organization. The record is from RefSeq and is a predicted model, not a curated record. NCBI's taxonomy places the organism in Eukaryota, Metazoa, Arthropoda, Insecta, Diptera, Tephritidae. The coding region runs from base 91 to 699 and encodes 202 amino acids. The transcript has 5 exons. Gene Ontology annotation, cellular component: COPII-coated ER to Golgi transport vesicle; endoplasmic reticulum-Golgi intermediate compartment; endoplasmic reticulum.